AUGGGUAUUGUUCGUCCGAGUAGUUCAACUCUUUGUCUUUUCUGGUGGUUUAUCGAUUAUGGUUUCUUUUUUCUUAAUCUUGUUGUACUCAUGUGGGUAUCGUUUGAACGUCAUAUUCUUAUUUUUCAUUCGUGGAUCAUGGCUACACAACGAACACGUUUGCUCUUUCACUAUCUCCCAAUAUUUGUUAUCAUUUUAUUUCUGAUAAUUUUCUAUGGUAUUGCAAUUUUUGUACCACCUUGUCAAAAUACCUUUGAUUUUACAAAAGAUCUUUGUGGUAUGGGUGAAUGUUAUAGCUCACUACCAUUUUUUGGGCUCAUUGAACGAAUUGGUUUCGCUAUCAUACCUAUGUUUCUCAUUGUUAUAUUCAGUAUGAGUUUACUUGUUCGGGUUGUUUGGCAAAAAUAUCGAAUUCAACGAGCUGUAGAUUGGCGAAAGCAGAGAAAACUAACUGUACAUCUUAUUUCUAUGUCGUUAGUAUAUUUAUGUUUUGAUGGUCCAUUAACAAUGAUCAAUCUUGUUCGUUUAUGUGGUCAACCCAAUUGGGCUCAUGAUCUUUGGACAGUAUUUUUCUACAUCUCUUACUUUCCUAUUCUACUUUUACCAAUGAUCUGUCUUGGUUCAUUACCUGAAUUACGAAAGAAAGUAACAGGACUCAAUCCACGACAACGGCAACCAGUUGCAGCUGCAAUAGCAAUUCGUACAUAA
Molecule: messenger RNA, 708 nt
Organism: Adineta steineri
Lineage: Eukaryota; Metazoa; Rotifera; Eurotatoria; Adinetida; Adinetidae
Source: the annotation of a GenBank genome assembly